Messenger RNA from Dendrobium catenatum, 1736 nucleotides. RefSeq lists its product as uncharacterized. The record is from RefSeq and is a predicted model, not a curated record. The transcript has 5 exons. The coding region runs from base 163 to 1530 and encodes 455 amino acids. NCBI's taxonomy places the organism in Eukaryota, Viridiplantae, Streptophyta, Magnoliopsida, Asparagales, Orchidaceae.
UGAUCUCAUGCACAGUAAUAAAAAAAUAGUCCACGCGGUGCUGUUCCUGCUCUAUUUAUACUUAGAACUAGAACAAGUAAAUCCGAAUUUCUUCCCAGCUGUGAAAUCUGCUAGCUAUUUUCAUAACAAAAUCAGUGAUUUUCUGUGCUUGAAAGGAAUAGAAUGUGGUAUUCUCAGUUAUGGAUAGUACUGUUGCUAUCCAUUAUGUUAUUAUCUUCUUCUAGUUACAUUGCAGCUGGAAGAGUUGAAGAAGAAAAUUACUCAGUAAAAACUUCUGUCUUCUUAUCCCCUCCAAUCUAUCUCAAGCAUGGCUCUGUACAAGAUAAGUACUAUCAUGAUAUUCCCUUCCCAAGAGGCCAUAUAGCUAUAAAGAGCUUUAAUGGAGAGGUAGUUGAUGAGAAUGGAAACUCAAUACCCCUCCAUGAAACUUACCUUCAUCAUUGGGUGGUAGCAAGAUACUAUAUUCAGAAAGAAGCCAAAGAUGGCGAUUCAGAAAAGUUCAUCUAUGCAAGAAAUUCUGGUGCUUGCAGAAAUCUUGGGCAGUAUUUUGGCCUUGGAUCAGAAACCAGGAAGACCAGUACUUGGGUACCUGAUCCUUAUGGUAUAGUAAUUGGGAAUCCUAUGGAAAUUCCAGAAGGAUAUGAGGAGAAAUGGCUUCUGAAUGUUCAUGCAAUUGAUACAAGGAAUGUGGAGGAUAGAUUGGGAUGCACAGAAUGCAAAUGUAGCCUUUAUAAUGUUACUUCAGAUCAGUAUGGAAGACCUCUGGCCAAUGGUUAUGUGGGAGGUCUCCAUUGUUGCUAUGACGAAACUCAGUGCCGAGUCAAAGAAGGAUUCAUUAAUGGCGGUGUAAGGAAGCUCUAUUUGAAGUACACUGUGAAGUGGGUUGAGUGGAAUCCAAGAAUUUUGCCAGUUAAGAUCUUUAUACUUGAUGUGACUGAUACUGGAGAUUAUCCACCAGGCUCAAGUGCUAUGAAUGCUCCUUUUAGCUGCAAGGUGGAGUACAGUGUACCUUCAUGUGAUUCAUCUAGUGAAGCUAAUAGAGAAUGUGUUGAUGUUAGGAGAACUAAGGUUGUUCUUCCUCAUGGUGGUGAUAUAAUUUAUGGUGUUGCUCACCAGCAUACUGGUGGUGUUGGUUCAGCUUUAUAUGGAGAGGAUGGUCAGUUGCUAUGCUCUUCUUAUCCAUUCUAUGGCAAGGGAGAAGAAGCAGGAGAUGAGGCUGGCUACAUUGUAGGGAUGUCAACUUGCUAUCCAAAGCCUGGCUCUUUGAAUAUCAGAGAUGGAGAGCUUCUAACACUGAUUUCCAAUUACAGCAGCUUAAGAAUCCACACUGGAGUAAUGGGCCUCUUCUACCUUUUACUGGUUGAGCCCCAACCAAAGCUGAAUACUUUGUUCUCCCUGCAGCAAGUGACAGUACCAUAUCUUGUAGAGAACUGGUGGGUGAUUUUGCUUGCAGGAGGAAUAAUGGCUGUUGUUGCUGCUGCAAUCUAUAGGAGGAAUGAGACAGAUAGCUAUCAGAUGGUUGUCAGUUAAUUAGAGUCAAUUAAAGUGUUAUUUCUCUAUGUUUUAUGAAUCAUAUAGUAUUGAUGGUGAUGCUUUCUAUGAUUUGUGCCAUAAAUAAAUGCAUGAGAUGCCAUCUUUCUGAUAGUUAUUUAUUCUCAUGCUCACAUUUGAAUGCUGUAAAUUUGAAUGAAUGUAAAUUAAAACUAUAAUUCCUCUAAAAAAUUAAUUCUCGGCUA